Nomascus leucogenys (northern white-cheeked gibbon) is the source of this 5070-nucleotide messenger RNA. It is a transcript of the gene ANKS6, whose product is annotated as ankyrin repeat and sterile alpha motif domain containing 6. Gene Ontology annotation, biological process: innate immune response. NCBI's taxonomy places the organism in Eukaryota, Metazoa, Chordata, Mammalia, Primates, Hylobatidae. The record is from RefSeq and is a predicted model, not a curated record. Gene Ontology annotation, cellular component: cytoplasm. The transcript is spliced from 17 exons. The coding region runs from base 1901 to 4561 and encodes 886 amino acids. Gene Ontology annotation, molecular function: protein binding.
GUGACAGAGCGAGACUCCAUCUCAAAAAAAAAAAACAAACAACAACAAAAAAACAAGUAACCUUUAUUGAGCACUGACUUUCUGUCAAGCACUGUGCUAAGUGCUUUAAAUGAAUUAACUCAUUCAAACCAUACAAAACCUUAGGAAGGAGGUACUAUUGUCAUCCUCAUUUCAUAGAUGAGGAAUUGAGGAACAGAGAAGUUAAAUAACUUGCCCAAGUCACCUAGCUACCAGGUGGCGAGUCAGAUUCACACCUAGGGAGGUGGCUCCAGAGCCUGUACUCCCAGCCAUGAAUCUUGUAACUGAUAGUUUCCCUCUUGGUGUUGGUGCCUGGAAGUGGCUUGCCAAAUCUGCCAGAGACUUCUCUCCAAGGGACAAGGUUGCAUAGUGUUUACCUUCCUUCCCUACCCUUCAUUUCCCGCCUGCCAGUGGGGCACAGCUGGACUCUCAGCCCAGUGCUUUGAGAGGGGAAAAUGUGUGCCAGCUCUUUAAACACAGGUGUUAAUUGCUGAAAUUCAUCUGUAAUCACAGCACCUUUUCAGAAAGCCCCUAGCAUGCCCAUCUCCAGCAGUUACCUAUUAGAAACUUAGCAUCCACAACAUUAUCUCAGCCUUGCUUGGAUCCUUUUAUAUUUUCAGCAUAGUUGAGUGCUCUCUUGGGCUACUCACUAAUUCAGAAAACAUUCCAAAUUUCACUAUUUCUGCUCUAAUUCGGCGCUUUUCUUCCUCCUUAAAAAUUGGUUAUACUGGAGCUUCAAUUUUGUGUCCAGGUUCAACUUUUGACUCUAUCACAUUCAAAUUGAGAGGCUUUAGAUUAAUUGCUUUCCACUGUAAUCUUCGGUUUCCUAAUCUGUGAGUUUAUCUCAGGGUUUAUUAAGAUCAAAUGAGAUAAAAAUGUGACAGCACCUUGUAAUCUGCUGUUAGGGAUUAUGCUAGAUUUUAUCUUAUGCUCAAUAACUAAACAGUGUAAUCUUUUAGAAAUCUCUACUACAGUGGAGGAUACACCAGUUCUUCAGUGAUUUCCACUGCUCACCUCUGGACCUUCCCCUAUGGGGUUAUGCCAUUUAUGCAUUCAUUUACUCAGCUUGUUUGACAAAAUUUACUGAGCUCCGAUGUGGAUCAGCCACUAUGGUAGGGGCUGGGGAAACAACAUGCAUGGAACCUUGUCCUGUCUUUGGAGAGCCCGCCACUGAGUAGGAGAGACAAUUAGAGAAAGGGGGCUCACAUGCAGCCAGAAGCGAGCCCUUGGAAUUAGGUGCUUAGAAGAGGGGCACUGACCUAGCCUGGUGAGGGGUGGUCUGGAAGCUGCUCAGAGUGGGUGAGAUCUGAGCUGACUCCUGAAGCAGGACAUGGUGGGGGGUGUGCUGAGUAGAUGAGGACAGGAGAGUCCUCUGGUGGGGUCAGGAUGGUGAAGGUGUGGGGAAGGUGUGGUUUGGGAGCAGGAGGAAAUGAGGUUGGCAAAGCAGUCAAGUCUUUGGCAAUCAGAAGCUGGGGAGUGACAGAUUUGGGUUUGGAGAAUAUCAUUUGGGAGUCACAUGGAGGAUGGGCAGGAGGGAAUGAGACUGGAGGCAGGGAGACACUGGGGUGCAGCUUUCUGCACUGAGUUGGUUUCAGUUUGCCUUGUCCCUUUCUGCUCUGGGAGUGGAGGUCAAGAGGCCCAGCCCCCUGCAGCUGAUGGAGCGGUGUCACCGGGCUCUUGCUCCGCGGCUGAGGAGCCCCAUGCUGUUCAGGUUCACGUCCCAGAAGGUAUUCAGCUGGAGCCUCAGACAGAGUUCAGCCCUGGCCUGGCCGCCAGCCGCCAGGAGGAGGGAGGUCUUGGGUUUAGAUGAGGUGCAAAACUGGCUCCCGGGAAGGAGGGCUGAGCAUCGAGAAACCCAGAAAGCUGCCUCACAGAUGGAGACAUGACAGUGGCUUUGUGGUCUCGAAAACCUGGAGUAGACAGCCCCUGUCUUGUCAUUGUUUUCUUGUUAGUCCAGGGCUGCUUCCAGCUUGGAGAUACACAACUCCGAGCCCACCAGAGACACCACAAAACAGAACUUUUCUGCCCUCUGGUGUUAAAAGAAGGAAGAGAUUUUGCUGGGAAGAGAUUUGGGCAUGUGAGUGUGGCACACCUCCUGUUGGAUCAUGGGGCUGAUGUCAAUGCCCAGAACCGGCUGGGGGCCAGUGUGCUCACUGUGGCUUCUCGGGGCGGCCACCUGGGUGUGGUGAAGCUGCUCCUGGAAGCCGGUGCCUUUGUGGACCAUCACCACCCUUCGGGUGAGCAACUGGGGUUGGGCAGCAGCAGGGAUGAGCCCUUGGACAUCACGGCCCUGAUGGCCGCCAUCCAGCACGGGCACGAGGCCGUGGUGCGUCUACUGAUGGAGUGGGGUGCGGACCCCAACCGUGCAGCCCGGACCGUGGGCUGGAGCCCGCUGAUGCUGGCCGCACUCACUGGGUGGCUUGGAGUGGCCCAGCAGCUGGUGGAGAAGGGCGCCAACCCUGACCACCUCAGCGUGCUGGAGAAGACCGCCUUCGAGGUUGCGCUGGACUGCAAGCACAGGGACCUUGUAGACUACCUGGAUCCGCUGACCACCAUCAGGCCCAAAACAGCCUCCUCCCAGUUGCUUAAGAGGGCUCAUCUGGACCAGAGUCAGCCCAGAGUCACAAGUGCCCUCUGGCGGCUGCUCCAUCCCCUGGGAUCAAUUAAAGGCUGCAAAAGGCCUGUCUUCAGCCCCCCAGCAAGCAGAUUGGCCAUGAGGAUGCCUGCUCUGACAGGAACGGAUGAGGAGAAAAGGCGACCUGAUAUUUUCCAUGCAUUGAAAAUGGGAAACUUCCAGCUGGUCAAGGAGAUUGCCGAUGAAGACCCCAGCCACGUGAACUUGGUCAAUGGGGAUGGGGCGACGCCACUGAUGCUAGCAGCUGUUACGGGGCAGCUGGCUCUGGUGCAGCUGCUGGUGGAGAGGCAUGCGGAUAUUGACAAGCAGGACAGCGUACAUGGCUGGACGGCCCUCAUGCAGGCAACCUACCAUGGGAAUAAGGAAAUUGUCAAAUAUCUGCUAAACCAAGGGGCCGAUGUCACUCUUCGUGCAAAAAAUGGAUACACGGCGUUUGACCUGGUGAUGCUGCUGAAUGAUCCCGACACGGAACUUGUUCGACUGCUGGCAUCUGUCUGCAUGCAGGUGAAUAAAGACAAAGGCCGGCCGAGCCACCAGCCGCCCCUGCCCCACUCGAAGGUCCGACAGCCCUGGAGCAUCCCAGUGCUGCCCGAUGACAAGGGUGGGCUGAAGUCCUGGUGGAACCGAAUGUCCAAUCGCUUCCGAAAGCUCAAACUGAUGCAGACGCUGCCCCGUGGGCUGUCCAGCAACCAGCCUUUGCCUUUCUCUGACGAUCCUGAGCCAGCUCUGGACUCCACAAUGAGGGCUGCCCCCCAGGACAAGAUAAGCCGCUCUGCACUCCCUGAUGCAGCCCCUGUGACCAAAGACAAUGGUCCUGGGAGCACAAGAGGAGAAAAGGAAGACACGUUAUUGACAACCAUGCUUCGAAACGGAGCUCCCCUCACCAGACUCCCGAGUGACAAGCUGAAAGCAGUCAUCCCCCCAUUCCUACCCCCUUCCAGUUUUGAGCUGUGGAGCUCUGAUCGGUCCCGGACGCGUCACAACGGGAAGGCAGACCCCAUGAAGACUGUGCUGCCUCAGAGAGCCAGCAGGGGCCACCCUGUGGGCGGCGGGGGCACAGACACUACACCAGUCAGGCCUGUUAAAUUUCCAAGCCUCUCCAGAAGCCCAGCCUCUCCUGCCAAUUCUGGAAACUUCAACCAUUCGCCUCAUUCAUCGGGUGGCUCCAGUGGGGUAGGAGGUGUGAGCCGGCACGGUGGGGAGCUGCUUAACCGUUCAGGUGGCAGCAUAGACAAUGUCUUGUCCCAAAUCGCUGCCCAGAGGAAAAAAGCAGCCGGAUUAUCGGAACAGAAACCCAGCCAUCGGUCAAGCCCUGUGGGGCCAGCACCAGGGUCCAGCCCGUCUGAGCUUCCAGCCUCCCCUGCAGGUGGCAGCGUUCCCGUUGGCAAGCAGAAAUUGGAGACCAGCAAAAGGCCUCCGUCUGGAACUUCCACUACCUCCAAGAGCACCUCUCCAACCCUCACGCCCUCCCCCUCACCCAAAGGGCACACUGCAGAGUCCUCAGUGUCUUCCUCGUCAUCCCAUCGGCAGUCCAAGAGCAGUGGGGGCUCCAGCAGUGGCACCAUCACAGAUGAGGAUGAACUGACUGGAAUCCUUAAGAAAUUAUCACUUGAGAAAUAUCAGCCCAUUUUUGAGGAACAAGAGGUGGACAUGGAAGCGUUCCUCACGCUGACUGACGGUGAUUUGAAGGAGCUGGGAAUUAAGACAGAUGGGUCCAGGCAGCAGAUUCUGGCAGCGAUUUCUGAACUGAAUGCAGGCAAGGGACGCGAGAGACAAAUUUUACAGGAAACCAUUCACAACUUUCACUCUUCCUUUGAGAGCAGUGCCAGCAACACCAGGGCCCCUGGCAACAGCCCCUCCAUGGCUGGGUGGGUGAGGCCAGAAGAAACUGCCUCCGGCAAGAGGUAGCAGCCACUGAGGUGGCUCUGCUGGCAUCGGAGCCCACAGAAGUGAGGAGUGGCUGAUGGACCUGCCCUCCAAAUGUGCGUGACUCUGGGUCUUGCUGUCAUUGGGUUUCCCAGCAUGGCAGACAGAAAGAUAGUUUGGCCAAGUCGUAGAGGCUGAUCCAGCAGGUAAAAAGGGGGCAGGGAACCCAUCUCUUUUGCUCUUGCCUCGGAGCUGCCUGAAGACAUGGGCCAGGCCGGAGGCUGGACAACUUUGGACAGAUACGCUGACCUGUGCUUCCAAGUAAAUGCCUGCUGAAGAGCCCAGGACCCUUCCUGGGAGAAUUCUGCAGCCAGAAUGAAGGUGCCAUCAGCAGGAGGCUGUGAAGCACCAUCCUGUCGCUGUCCUUGUCCGUUCCUAGCAAGUUAACUGUGUCUUGUUAACCAGCAGUUCCUGUUCAACGUGUAAAGAGACCUGAUGUUUUCCCUAAUAAAGCUGAUACCAAAUUUUGCAGGACUGGCCUGCAGAAGGAA